UGAAUCUGGAAAGAGAUAUGCAGUUGAUGCCAGUCGCAGUGGUCACUCUGCUUCUCUUUGACUGCUCAUCAGGUUGGCUCCAUUCUCUCUCAUCUCUGGAGUUCCUGGAGCUUGGCUCCUCCUCUGCCAACCUCACUGGGUCUCUUCCUCAGGAGACGAGGUGAACUCUGACCCCAUCUCCCUGCCAUAUGGCUUCCCUUUCUCCAAUG
Geodia barretti is the source of this 209-nucleotide messenger RNA. The record is from the annotation of a GenBank genome assembly. NCBI's taxonomy places the organism in Eukaryota, Metazoa, Porifera, Demospongiae, Tetractinellida, Geodiidae.